AAAUUUGAGUAUCUUUCAAAAUGUUUGGAACAAACAUUAUCCUCUUUGUAUAUAUAUUUUUAUUUUGUUUUAUAUUUUCGGAUAGUGCAAUAAUAUUAGAUCCAACAAAUAAUGGGAUAACAGUUUCUAUUCAAAAUGAUGCUGGUGACAAAACAUUACAAGGCAUCUUAGGUAUUGGACAAAAUUUUAAUAAUAUUGAUUGUAACAAUGAUUUUUCGAAAUGUAUAAUAGACGAACAAACUAUUUUAUCUAUAAAGGAAGUUAAUAGUGGGUAUCGUGUCAGCUGGACAUCAAAGAACACUUCACAUUCAUUUAAGGAUUGUUACAAUCUAAAUAUCGGAGAAACUUUUUGGUUUGGAGGACCUGAACGAUAUGUACAAAAGCCUCUUGAACAAUUAAUUUUAGAUGGCAAUAAUCCGUACAUAAUUAAAAAUUCCGACAAUUUUGCUGUUGCAGAAAGAUAUUAUCUAAAUAGCAAAGGUACUUUUAUUUUUAUCCAUGACAAUGUACCACUAUUUAUUGAUCAAAAUAAUGAGCAAAAUGGAACAGUCUGUUUUAUUGCAAAAUCACAAAAUCCGUAUAUUAACAGAAAUAGGACUAUUUUAAAUUAUGAUAUAAUUACCAAGAGUAAUUCAAAAGAAGCACAACUUUUUGCUGUAAAUAAUUAUUUGGGAAAGCCAACAGACCAUCCCAAUGAAAAAAUGAUAAGGGAACCUAUUUGGACAACAUGGCCAAAGUACAAGAAGUUUAUUGAUGACGGAAAAGUAAGAGAAUUUGCUCAAUCUAUUGCAGACAAUAAAUUUGGUGGCCAGCUCGAAAUUGAUGAAGAUUGGGAAAUUUGCUUUGGAUCUCACAUCUUCAAUAAAGAAAAAUUUCCAGAUAUAAAUUCAACAACUUCAUUCAUACGAUCUUUAGGUUUUAGUGGUAUAACGCUGUGGAUAAAUCCAUUUGUAAAUAAUGAUUGCCAAAAUUAUUCGACAGAGGGACUAGAUAAAGGUUAUUUCGUGAAAGAUCCAGAAGGCAAUACUCGAGCAAUAUGGUGGGAAGGUGAUGAUGCUCAUCAAAUUGAUUUCACAAAUCCAAAUGCUGCAGAAUGGUUUGCUAGUAAAAUAAGAAGAUUGGCUGAGGAUCAGGGUUUUGAUGGCUUCAAAUUCGAUGCUGGCGAAACAGAUUAUAUUAUACCACCAGGAGAUUAUGACUGGGUAAAAGAUCAAGAGGAAGUUCCAAACAUAUUUACUAAAAAAUAUGUAGAAACUUGUUCACAAUUUGGAGAUUUAGUCGAAGUUAGAUCAGCAUGGAGGACACAAGGAUAUCCACUAUUUACACGAAUGAUUGACAAAGAUUCUUUAUGGGGAAGCGAUAAUGGACUUUAUACAUUGGUAACGACAUUAAUUCAAAUGAAUAUCGACGGUUACACUUUGGUUUUACCAGAUAUGAUCGGUGGUAAUGGAUACCGACAGCAACCAACAGCAGAACUGAUUGUUAGGUGGACACAGGCAAAUGCACUUAUGCCUGCGAUGCAAUUUGGUUAUUUGCCGUGGGACUAUCCAAGCGACAAAUUUGAUACGGUUGAGAUUGUUAGAAAAUAUGCCAAUCUUCAUGCUGAAUUUGGAGACACAAUCAUCGAGGCCAUGGAAAAAAGUAUUUUAAAUGGAACACCUGUAAAUCCUCCAAUUUGGUGGAUCGAUCCCACUGAUUCUACUGCGUUUGCUACAGAUGACGAAUUCCUUCUUGGAGAAAACAUUUUGGUAGCACCUGUAUUAGUUGAAGGCGCUGUUACAAGAAAAGUUUAUUUACCGAAAGGUUCAUGGCAAGAUGGAAACAAUGGCAGUAUUUACGAGGGGCCAUUAACAAUUUCUAAUUACAAUGCACCCAUUAAUAUUUUACCCUAUUUUAUAAAACAGAAUUAAAAUGUAAUAAAUAAAAUAAAAUGAA
Molecule: messenger RNA, 1935 nt
Organism: Psylliodes chrysocephalus
Lineage: Eukaryota; Metazoa; Arthropoda; Insecta; Coleoptera; Chrysomelidae
Source: the annotation of a GenBank genome assembly